Molecule: messenger RNA, 2246 nt
Organism: Anastrepha obliqua
Lineage: Eukaryota; Metazoa; Arthropoda; Insecta; Diptera; Tephritidae
Exons: 4
Coding region: 1-2058 (685 amino acids)
Source: RefSeq, a predicted model, not a curated record
AUGGCUUUGUCGCUUAGCGUGCGCCAGCCGGGACAACAAAUGCCGACAACAGAUGGGGCCAGGCAGCAACGGUCGUUGCAAGCAACGGCUACUGCUGCCCAUCAUACCCAGCAACCAGCGACGGCAGCACAUUUGCGUCUACAGAAGCAGCAUUCAUUCACCGAAGCCAAUAGGGUACAGCAUAUCGGUGGUGGCAGUGGACAUUUAUUGGCAUCUCGUCGAGCCGGUAGUGGUUACUUGACACGCGGCCUCUCGGUGGAUCGCUCGCUGGAGAGUAUACGUCAAAAAUUGGCGACAGCAACAAAAACAUCGACAGUGCAUGAAACACAAAGUAAACGCCUGAACAAAUCGUCGAAGAAUGGCUCUGAAAAAUUAAAGGGCAUCAAAAAUGUAAAAAAUGCAGAGGGAAAGUAUAGUUGUGUGCGUGCAGGUUCAACAUCGUCGUUGUUAAAAUCAUUAGACAACGAGUUGAAGCAAGUGAAUGGUCAAUUAGGCCAGCAGUAUAAGUGCAAUAGUGUUUGUGAUUCAGCAAAUAUAAACAAUAAAACGGGGCCUAGCAGUUUCAGCAGGAAGUCAAAUUCGCCGCCACCAGCGUCCGAGCAUCAGUGCAAAAUUGCCAAUUCCUCGUCACCUCUUAAAAGUGAUAGCAAAAAAGUAAAUCUGAGCAUUGUAUUAUCGCAUGCGCUUAAUUAUAGACCAAUAAACGGCAACGAAUCCAACAAUAGCGACAUUGAAAGUUCUUCCGAAAGCACAGAGCCCAAUCGCAAAGCUACACCCUCAGCGCGCACCUUGUGUACCGCUUUGCCUGCUAGAGCAAAUGUGUCAGCAGCUUCCGCUUCUGCCACCGCCGUUGCCACUUCUACUUCAACUAUAACUGCCAAUGCCACUGUCCAGCAGCGCCGCGCACAAUUUCGUUCCAGUCGCAAUAUCACCGUAAAUACCAGCACCAGCAUAGCGAGUGUGCCACCCACAGCUAGUAACGCCAUUUUACUGAAUAACCAAAACGAGUCAGAAAUUGUGCCUUCGUCUGCCAACAAUACAACUGGCACUUUAAACGCUGCACCAUCUCUAAUCGUUCAACGGCGGCCGCCUUUGGUGCGUGCUAUGUCCGCGCCAGUGCGUUCACGUUCGAUCGACGAGAAUUCCAAAGGUGUAUUUGCGUUUCAGAAACGCAAAUUGCGGCGUCGCAAGUUGAUUUCGCGCAAUCCAAGUGUUUGCGAAAAAUCCGAAGCGCCUGUUGGUGGUGCAGAUAAAAAUGAUAUACUCUUCGAUUUGAAUGCUAUUAGUGGAAAGAAGCAACCGAUAUCACGUGCACGCUCCACACUAGCGGUCGAUGUGAUCACAUUGGUCUCAUUGGUUAGCUCUGAGGGUAGCGAUUCGGAAAAGGAAGACUCUGCGCCGGAAACCAACCGUGGGAAUUCGGAACGUUCCCGUAGCACUGGCAUGCCAUCGCUGCGAAAGACCGGCAAAUCAGUUUCAUUCCAAGAAAACUAUCCUCCAAACUUUCAAUUGGCUACUAAGGAAUAUUCUCACAUGAUACGGCGUGGCUCGAUUGCUCCUUUGGCUGCACGUUUACGCUCCAAUCGGCCACCAACAGCACCGCCAGUUUCAAUCUUCAUGAACGAAUCGAACACUAACAAUGCAAUGCCUACGACGGCAAGUAAAAAUUUUGGGAGUAACAGUAGCGCUGAUUUUAACGCAAAUACUUGUAAUGCCGCUACUGUCAUGCAAAACGCAAAGAAUGCUGCCACUGCCACUGAUCUUACGUGUGAUGCUAAACAAAGCGAGGAAUACACUUACCCGGAUUAUGUGCGUAGUUUGAAGGAGCGUGAGUGUUGGAAAUUAUAUCGUAAAAUGUCCGUUAAAGGUGUUAGUGUUUCAUAUGAGACGGUGUUGCGUGGUAUGUUGACACCGACUGAGUUUCGGCAGAUACAAAAACAACGCGAGAUAGAAGAAGCUAAAGCACGUGCAUUAGAGGAGGAGAAAGAUGCGGCUUUAGAAAUGCAGCCACCUAUUUCGGCAGUAGAUCGUUUAACGCAGAAAUUGUUGAAAAAGUAGUUGAAAAUAAUGCAAUUGUUUAUAAUGUUUUAGAAAAAUGUAAUGCAUGAAGUAUUUUAAAGAUAGAUAUAUGUACGAAUUUUUGUUAUUAUUUUUCAAAAGAAUAUUUUAAUUGUUAAAAGUUUACACCUGAAUACUGCAUACCCAAAGUAGUUUUAGAGUCACCAGAUAGUUAAAUUGUUCCAUAG